AUGAGUGAAUUGAUAAAAAUGAUCCCAAUUUCUAAUAAGAAGAGAUUGAAGAAAAACCAAAUAAACCAGAUUUAUUAAAUUAUAAUAUUCUAUUAAAAAAUGGAUUUGUGUUAAAAUAAGUAUUUGUAAAACUACCAGAACCUAAAAUUAAUUCUAUUCUUAAUGUUUAAAAAAGAGGAGGAUAUGCAAGUGAAUUUAUUUUUAGUAGAGGUUGAUUUAGAUGAAAUGAUGGCCCUAAUGGAAAAAAACAAAGAAAAAAACAAAAAAAAUUACAAUAUUCUAAACAUAGACUUAGUUUAUCACAAUGGGAAUAUUAUGGUAGAGAGUACCUGA
Paramecium sonneborni is the source of this 333-nucleotide messenger RNA. Lineage: Eukaryota; Ciliophora; Oligohymenophorea; Peniculida; Parameciidae. The record is from the annotation of a GenBank genome assembly.